GUUCUGCCAGUAACGGAAGCUUGUCCCGCGCGAGCUGCGCGUCUCUUCUUGUCCCCCACGUGUCGCGGUGUAUCGGAGCUUCUAAAGGGACGCGCGCCCCUCCCCCCUCCGCGAGAGACCCUGGAGUUCGCGGCGAGGGAUGGAGGCCCUGCGGAUGCGCGUGGCCGGCCCGCUGCAGCUAGUGGCGCGGCGGAACGAGAAGAGCAGCGGCGAGCUGGGCAGGUUCCUGGCCAAGCAGAUCUGGACUCGGCAGGAUCGCCAGUGUAUUCUCAAUGCCUUAGCACAGUUAUUAGUGGAUAAAGAAUGUACUCUACUGAUUGGUCGUCAGUUUCGACCAAUCCUGCUGGAUUUACUGGAAAGAAAUGCAGAAGCCAUUAAUGCUGGUGGUCAAAUCAACCAUGAUCUGCAUGAAAGGCUUUGUGUAGCAAUGAGCAAGCUCAUUGGCGACCACCCUGAUGUGCUUCCGUUUGCUCUGAGGUAUUUUAAGGAUACUUCACCAGUGUUCCAAAGACUCUUCCUGGAAAGUUCUGAUACAAACACAGUCCGAUAUGGGCGCAGACGGAUGAAGUUACGGGAUCUCAUGGAGGCUGCUUACCUAUUCCUCCAACAAGAGCAGUCUGUAUUCCGGGAGUUAUGGGACUGGAGUGUGUGUGUUCCACUGCUAAGGAGUCAUGAUACUUUGGUCCGCUGGUACACUUCAAAUUGCCUUGCUUUGGUUACAUGCAUGAAUGACGAGCACAAAUUAUCUUUCCUUAAGAAGAUCUUCAAUCCGGAUGAAUUAAUACGUUUCAGACUAAAGCUACUGGAAGAAUCACAGAUGCGGAAUGUAGAGAGCGCCCUUGUUUUGGCCAAUCCAGAUACAUCUCUUUGGCAGAGAGAGAAAGGGCUGCAGUACACACGAGGAGACAUUGUAUCAGGUGACCUCUCUGCAAACGUAAUAGCAGUAUGUGGAGUUGUGCUACCCAGGCAACAACUUGUGCCCAAAGAACAGGAAAGUACCAUUAACCAUUUUGUGCUGGUUGAAUCCACCUGCAUGAAUCUGCAAAACCUUGCGCUGGCAGUAGCUUUCCAGAAUCCUGUAUUAUUAGAGGGACCAAUAGGAUGUGGCAAAACUUCUUUAAUUGAGUAUUUAGCAGUCAUUACAGGAAGAAUGAAGCCCCCUCAUAUUCUGAAAGUUCAACUUGGAGAUCAGACAGACAGUAAGACGUUACUGGGUAUGUAUCGUUGUACAGAUGUGCCAGGGGAGUUUGUAUGGCGGCCUGGAACCUUGACACAAGCUGUCACCAAAGGGCACUGGAUUCUGCUGGAGGAUAUUGACUAUGCUCCUCUGGAUGUGAUCUCUGUCCUGAUUCCUCUUCUGGAAAAUGGAGAAUUACUGAUUCCUGGUCGUGGAGACUUUUUAAAAGUGGCUCCUGGAUUCCAGUUCUUUGCAACCAGAAGAGUCUUCAGCUGUGGUGGUGGUUGGUGCCGACAGCAAAACAGCCAUGCUACUCUUCUGGACAAGUAUUGGACCAAAAUUCGGAUGGAUAACAUGAAUAAAGCAGAACUCAAAGAGAUUCUUCAGGGCAGAUGCCCUAACCUUGCUGCUGUGACUGAUCGUCUACUAGACAUUUAUCUUCAGCUCACUGGAGAUAAGCAUCAAACAUCAGAAAUCAGUUUUCCUGCCUGUGAGCAGGAAGUGGAAGAUGCAUCAGAGCUGAAAAAAGAAAACAAAAGGCCAAGUCUGGAGGGAAGAGAACUAUCUCUGAGAGAUUUAUUGAAUUGGUGCAGCAGGAUUGCCUACAAGUUUGACAGCUCUUCCUCAACUACUGCAGUGAAUAUUUUUCAAGAGGCAUUAGACUGUUUCACAGCUAUGCUGUCCAAGCAAGGGAGCAGGCAGAAAAUGGCAGAAAUUAUUGGAAGCAAACUAAACAUUUCCAAGAAAAAGGCAGAGUUCUAUUGUCAGCUUCAUAAACCAGAAAUUCUAAUAAGGGAACAUGAAGUUGCUGUGGGAAGAGUGCGGCUCUUGCGGAAACAAACUCAGGCACUUCUUAUACAAAGGGAGAAGCAAACCUUUGCUGCCACACGCCCAUCUUCAGUACUGAUUGAACAGCUUGCGAUGUGUGUUGACAAAGGAGAGCCUGUGCUGUUGGUGGGUGAAACAGGAACUGGCAAAACCUCAACUAUCCAAUACCUUGCUCAUAUUACAGGACACCAUUUGAGGGUUAUCAAUAUGAACCAACAGAGUGACACUGCAGAUCUGCUUGGGGGCUAUAAGCCAGUGGAUAACAAAUUGAUUUGGCUGCCCUUACGAGAGUCUUUUGAGGAACUCUUCUCCCAGACGUUUUCCAGGAAGCAAAAUCAAACUUUCUUGGGUCAUAUCCAGACGUGUUACAGACAGAAACGUUGGCAUAAUCUACUCAAAUUAAUGCAGCAUGUUCACAGAUCGGCCGUUAAUAAGGAAGCAAAAGAAAACGCAUCAGGCUCACCACUGAAAGAAAAGUGGGAAGCAUUUGGUCUUAGACUGAACCAUGCCCAUCAACAGAUGAAAAUGACAGAAAAUUUUCUGGUGUUUGCAUUUGUCGAGGGUACUCUGGCACAAGCAGUGAAGAAAGGAGACUGGAUUUUACUGGAUGAGAUUAAUUUGGCUGCAGCAGAGACUUUAGAAUGCUUGAGUGGCUUACUAGAAGGAUCAUCUGGCUCACUGGUGUUACUAGACAGAGGAGACACAGAACCUCUGGUGCGUCACCCUGAUUUUCAUUUGUUUGCCUGUAUGAAUCCAGCUACGGAUGUUGGAAAGAAAAAUCUACCUCCAGGAAUAAGAAACAGGUUUACUGAACUUUAUGUAGAAGAACUGCAGAAUGAAGGAGACUUGCUAAUUCUUAUCAUGGACUAUCUGAAAGGCUUGAAUGUGAGCAAAAACACAGUACAAGGAAUCAUGAACUUCUAUUUAUCUGUGAGAAAAGAGUCGGAAACAAAAUUGGUGGAUGGGAUUGGCCAUAGACCUCACUACAGCCUUCGUACACUUUGCAGGGCUUUGAGAUUUGCAGCAUCUAAUCCGUGUAAAAACAUACAGCGCUCACUGUAUGAGGGCUUUUGCUUGGGCUUCCUGACACAACUUGACAGAGUUUCUCACCCGAUAGUUCAGAAGCUAAUUUGCCACCAUAUUGUCUCUGGCAACAUAAAAAGCCUCCUUAAGCAGCCACUGCCAGAGCCCCAAGGAGGAAGAGCUGUACAAAUAGAAGGUUACUGGAUUUCAGUAGGGGAUAAGGAGCCUGUGAUAGAUGAAACUUACGUACUAACUUCUUCUGUUAAACUUAAUCUGAAAGACAUUGUCAGAGUUGUGUCUGCAGGGACUCAUCCAGUGCUGAUUCAAGGAGAGACAUCAGUUGGUAAAACUAGUUUAAUUCGCUGGUUAGCUGCAGCUAGUGGGAACCACUGUGUGCGGAUUAACAAUCAUGAUCAUACUGACAUCCAGGAGUACAUUGGCUGUUAUACAUCAGACACUUCUGGGAAGCUGAUGUUUAAGGAAGGUGUCCUUAUUGAUGCUAUGAGAAAGGGCUACUGGAUUAUCCUCGAUGAACUGAAUUUGGCUCCUACGGAUGUUCUGGAGGCACUCAACAGACUGCUGGAUGAUAACAGAGAGCUGUUCAUAACAGAGACACAAGAAGCUGUCAGGGCACACCCUCGAUUUAUGCUGUUUGCUACACAGAAUCCACCAGGACUUUAUGGGGGCAGGAAGGUGUUGUCCAGAGCCUUCAGGAACCGUUUUGUGGAGCUGCAUUUUGAUGAACUGCCAACUGCUGAGCUAGAAACAAUCCUUCACAAGCGAUGCAGUCUGCCACCAUCUUACUGCAGUAAACUCGUCAAAGUCAUGCUGAGUCUGCAGUCUUAUCGCAGAGGUUCAACAGUGUUUGCUGGGAAGCAUGGUUUCAUUACUCUUCGAGAUCUGUUUCGUUGGGCUGAAAGAUACAGAUUGGCAGAACAGACAGAAAAGGAUUAUGACUGGCUUCAGCAUUUAGCAAACGAUGGUUUCAUGCUUCUGGCAGGCAGAGUCAGGAAACAGGAGGAGGUUGAUGUUAUUCAAAGUGUCCUUGAAAAGCAUUUUAAGAAGAAAUUGUAUCCCCACUCUCUCUUCUCAGAGGAAAGUGUUAGAAAGUUAUUGGUUAAAUCAUCUACACAGAUGUCGGUGAUGGACGGCGAGUUUAGUCAUGUUGUCUGGACUCAAGGGAUGAGGAGGCUUGCAGUUCUGGUAGGACGAGCUCUGGAGUUUGGCGAACCAGUUCUGCUGGUGGGAGACACUGGGUGUGGCAAAACUACUAUUUGUCAGAUAUUUGCAGCCUUGGCAAAUCAGAAAUUACAUUCUGUGAACUGCCACUUGCAUAUGGAGACAUCAGACUUCCUGGGAGGAUUACGGCCAGUCAGACAGAGAUCAAAGGACAAGGAGGAAUUUGACAGUUCUAGGCUGUUUGAAUGGUACGAUGGACCCCUUGUUUUAGCAAUGAAGGAGGGCGCUUUUUUUCUCCUGGAUGAGAUUUCAUUAGCUGAUGAUUCUGUUUUGGAAAGACUUAAUAGUGUUCUUGAGGUUGAGAAGACACUGGUGCUUGCUGAAAAAGGUAGUCAAGAAGAUGAGGAUAAUGAAGUAGAACUUCUGGUUGCUGGAAAAAAAUUUCGCAUCCUAGCAACCAUGAACCCAGGAGGUGACUUUGGAAAAAAAGAGCUUUCUCCUGCACUGCGCAACAGAUUUACAGAGAUAUGGUGUCCACAGAGUAACAGUCGUGAUGAUUUAAUACAGAUCAUAAAGCACAACCUUCAUCCAGGACUGUCUCUGGACAGGAUAAACUACCAAGGGAUAGACAUAGCUGAGCUGAUGAUGGACUUUAUUGAAUGGCUAACCAACCAAGAAUUUGGGCGUCAGUGUAUUCUCAGUGUCCGAGAUGUCUUAUCCUGGGUUAACUUUAUGAAUGUUAUGGUAGAAGAAGAGGAGUACAGCCUGUUUUACAUUCCUCCUGUGACGUCUUUUGUCCAUGCUGCAUGCCUGGUGUAUAUUGAUGGAAUAGGUUCAGGUACAACAUCUUGCUCAGCUGAUACUGCUUUAAUUGCUCGUGAAAAAUGUCUGAAAUUCUUAUGCGAGAAACUUUGCAGUGUUGUUGAGCUUACAGAAUAUCAGAAGGAUGAACUGAGGGUUUAUGACAGAACAAAGGAGAGAGAAUUUAUAUGGAUGGAAAACUUCAUGGGAAUCCAUCCAUUUUUUAUACCAAGAGGCCCUGUUUUUCAGAGGAAUAGUGUUUCAGAUUAUGCUUUAAAUGCAGGAACUACAGCAAUGAAUGCACAAAGGCUGUUAAGAGCCUUACAGCUUAACAAACCCAUUCUCUUGGAGGGGUCUCCAGGCGUGGGCAAGACCAGUCUAGUAGCAGCACUGGCAAAGGCUUCAGGAAAUUGCCUUGUUCGAAUCAACCUGUCUGAGCAAACGGAUGUGACGGAUUUAUUUGGGACAGACUUGCCUGUGGAAGGUGGAAAGGGAGGAGAAUUUGCCUGGCGUGAUGGACCCCUGCUUGCAGCAUUAAAGGGUGGACACUGGAUUGUGUUAGAUGAGUUGAACCUGGCUUCCCAGUCUGUAUUAGAAGGACUAAAUGCCUGCUUUGACCACCGAGCGGAGAUUUACAUCCCAGAAUUAGGGAUGAGUUUUCAUGUGCAACAUAAGAAGACGAAGAUCUUUGGAUGCCAGAAUCCCUACAGACAAGGAGGUGGAAGAAAGGGGCUGCCCAAGUCCUUUCUUAAUAGAUUUACACAGGUAUAUGUUGAUCCACUUUCAGCUGCAGAUAUGGAGUUCAUUGGGAAUACCUUGUUUCCUGCCAUCGACAAAAAUAUUAUUGCUAAAAUGGUUGCUUUCAAUAACAAGAUUGAUCAAGAAGUUAUGGCUCAAAAGAAGUGGGGACAGAAAGGAGGACCGUGGGAAUUUAACCUGCGUGAUCUUUUCCGCUGGUGUCAGCUGAUACUUGUUGACCAGUCACCAGGAUGCUAUGAUCCAGGCCAACAUGUAUUUUUGGUCUAUGGUGAAAGAAUGAGAACCAGAGAAGACAAAGAGAAGGUCAUUUCCAUAUUCAAGGACAUUUUUGGUCAGAAUUCUAAUCCAUAUAGGGGAUCCAGACAGUUUCUCAUCACUCCUUAUAAUGUUCAGAUCGGCUACUCAGUUCUUGCUCGUGGCAGCUAUAUUCCUCCCCCGUGCAGACGUCUGUCUCUUUUACAUCAUUCCCUGCAGUCCCUGGAGUCCAUAAUGAAAUGUGUGCAUAUGGGCUGGAUGAUCAUAUUGGUGGGUCCUGCAGCUGUUGGGAAGACCAGCCUUGUUGAACUUCUGGCCCACCUGACAGGUCAUCGAUUAAAGGUUAUGGCAAUGAACAGUGCUAUGGAUACAACUGAACUCUUAGGUGGAUUUGAACAGGUUGAUGUCAUUCGGCCAUGGCAAUGCCUACUAGAGAAAGUGGAGAGUGCUGUGAGGACACUAAUAAGAGACAGUCUCCUUCUGACUGAAAUCUGUCCAGAUGAUGCUGAAGUUGUGUUGCGUGCUUGGAGCAGUUUCAUCCUUAACUUUAAACCCAAAUCUCUGGGUGAAGGAAGUAGAAAUGUCACAACUGAACUGGUGAACAAACUAGAGGGAAUACUUGCACUUAUCCAGCGACUAAACAGCAAAAUAAACUCUUACUCAAAAGCAGAGUUUUCGAGACUGAUGGAAGAAUUUCGACAUUUCAGGCUGCAGCUUGUUCAGUCUGUGGAUGGUAACAGUCAUGGCACUUUUGAAUGGGUUGAUGGAAUGUUGAUUCAGGCGUUGCAGUCUGGGGACUGGCUUUUAAUGGACAAUGUCAACUUCUGCAAUCCAUCAGUGCUGGACCGCUUGAAUGCUCUACUCGAACCUGGGGGAGUCCUUACCAUGAGUGAGAGAGGUGUGAUAGAUGGCACCACCCCUACUAUUGCCCCUCAUCCGAAUUUCAGGCUUUUCCUUUCAAUGGAUCCUUUUCAUGGGGAAAUAUCCAGAGCCAUGAGGAACCGUGGGAUUGAGAUUUACAUUCCUGGUGAAAGUGAUGGGAAUUUAUUGGACAAUCUGGACAUGAAAGUGUUGCUGCAUGGACUGGGCUUACUGGGAGAUAGUGUAUGUGAUGCACUCAUGGCUGUACAUUCAGAAACUAAAGAAACUAUAGCAGGUUCUGUGUUGUCAUUGUCAUCUUUGAUUCAUGCUGCUACGCUGAUUGUACAACAGUUGCGUCGAGGCCUUGGUUUAGCGAAGAGUUUUUACAGAGCUUGCUGGGAAGUAUAUGUCCGCUCACAGCAGUCCCAGAUGAACCAAAAGCUUGUGCUGGAAUUGGUAAUGAAGCAUGUUUCAGCUCUGACUUCCCAUGAAACUUGGGGUGACUCCCUGCUAGCGAUGGGAUUGUGGCCAGACUCUCUACCUACAGGUCUGUUUCUAGCUGAAGACUCACUUCUUUCUACAGUCCAGAGUGACGGACAGGUCCUAGCAUAUUGUCUGAACAGACUGAGCCUGAAAAACAGCAGAACACUACCACUUACGCUGCAAGAUUUGCAGAAAGUUAUGCAAUCCACUAAUUCAGAGAGUCUCCGUUUCAGUACGGUUCAGAUGGAUGCCUAUUGGACAGAUGAAAUUGAAGUCCUAUCUACUUCUGUUGAAUUGUUCAUAGAAAAGGCAUCCAAUCAGGAUUGGUUGUUGAGAGUUAAAUGGCUUAAUCACUUAACCAAGAAUCUAGCACAAGUGCUUGAUUCAGUGCGCGCUCAGCUAGAAGCUGGUGCUGCAUCGCUGAAUAGUUUCUACUCCAGUCCUCACUCUGCUGCAAUCAGUAAUGUGAUCAAGUUGCUACAGCCAAACAUGACAGAUGAACAAGUGAUGCCACUGGAUCCAAGAUGGAAUAUGCAGUUUUUGAAUAUCAUUAGAAAUUCAAUGAACUUUGACACAGAAGUGGAACACACAGAUCAGCUUUUUGUCCUUCUGAUGUCUGUAGCAAACCGGGCAAUAUUAUUUCUUGACCGGGAAAAAAGGAACUAUAUUGAGAAGAACUUGAUUACUAGCAAAAAGUUGAGAACUAGUGCCUUAAGAAUGUCUCUAGAGUUCCAUAAAGAUCCAGGGAGUUAUAACUCUCUUCCACAUGCUAUUGUGGCCAAUCUUGCCGCUUUCUUUGAACUUUGGGAUGCCUUUAUGUUACACUGGGUGAAGUCAUCUCAAGUGACCUUAACAGAUGACAGUGUGCAUGAGAUCUUCUACUGCUUGCUGUGGCGUGACCGGUUUUGGGCAGCAUCUGACACUCUGACGGUGGAUUCUCCAGGCUUGGCACUCCUAUCGCUUCACUGGCACUGGGUUGUGAAGCAUUUAAUCAACAGAAUUCCUCAGAUGCUGACUGGACACGAGCAGCACAAGGCUUCCAAGGAAAUUCAGUCUGUUUCACAGCAGAUUCAGAGCUGUUUGGCCAGUCCUGCUGGUAUUUCUAUUGGUGUAAAGAAACUGCAGAUGUCUCUUGGGAGACCUCUUCCUUUCAAGCUUGAUGAGAGCUGGCGAAACUACAGGGAGAACAGCAGUCAACAGGUGCGUAUGUGUUCGGAGCUAAGUCAGUAUGUAGCUUUUUGCCUUAAACUGACGCCAGCUGCCUCUCAACAUCUGUGUGGACUGUGGCACUUGUUACAUCACAAUAAGGUAUCCCAUGAAGAAAUGUCUCUUCUGUGGUCAGAACUGGUCAGUAGCAUAUUAGAGUUCUUCUGGCACAGUACUGUAACCACAGAUCCGGAGUACUGGUUAACCUGGAAGCCGCUACCUGGUGCAGAGGAAAAGAAAAUGCCUAAAUCUCCUAUGUACCGUUUUAUGAAGGGCCCAGGUAUUUUGAAUCGAGCAAUUUUCUCAAAGUGCCUCUUUGAAAUUCUAACUAGCAGCAGCAAGACAAGCCAGUGGGAUGCGAGUGGCCUUCCUGUUCUGUCAUCAUCCCAUGUGAUACUGGGAGAGUGGAUGGAGAGGGCACAACAGCUUCAAGAAGUCAACACAGUUUUGUGGACCAACAUGUCUGUUUCUUCCAUGGCAGAAUUUAGGUGUACAGAUUCCAGAAUGCAGGAUGUAAUGUUAUGUCGACAGCUCUUGGCUCUGAUGGAUCUGGUUCCAGUAGACCUACAAGAGGAAUAUUCACAGUGCUGUGAUAAACUCUCCUCCAAGGACCCUGUGGCUUUUCAGUACAUUCUCAAAGUACUUAAGGAUGUUGCUGGUCAGGAGAUACUGCCAAAAGAAGUCCUCUGUCUCUUACUGACCUGCUUGCAACAGUUCUUUGGGGAAGGAGAAGAAAUUCAGGACCUAUCAGAGACAGCUUGGCGAGGUAGCCUGUGGGUGAAUAUGGGUUUGGUGCAGAUCCAGGUUUGGCUUCCACAGACUAGGUUUGAUCCUGCAGUGAAAAGAGAAUACAAACUCAAGUAUGCCAAGGAGGAGUUACACCACCUGCAGUGUAAAUGGAAGACGCUGAAUUUGUCAGCACAGUUACAUACAGGAAAAGAUCUUGAAGAUGAAGCAAUUAUCAGUUUCACUCAUCCUCAUAUCAGAUUUCUACCCCAAAGAAUGCAACAGCUGAAGGAACAAAUAGGCAAUCUUUCCAGAAAACAGGCCUUCAGACCCCAAGUCCCCCCAUAUGACUGCUUAUACCAGGAGGUUCACCAAUAUGUCACCAGCAUUGCACAAAUUUCCACAGUCCAGGAUCUCUUAGCCCGCCUUCUACAGUUCCUUCGUGGAAAUAGGCCCAAGUCACUCCAGGCAGUACAGAACCUGCUAAACGAAGAAGCAUCCUGGCAGCAAUCUCACCAUCAAUUUAGAAAACACUUGGCAGAAGAAUAUGCUUUAUACCCUGAUGUUGUCACCCCACUGCAAGCUGCCAUUUUACAGCUGCAGCAUGGCAUGAGACUAUUGGCCUCUGAAGUUUAUACAACACUCACUAGUAUUGUCUGUCCAGCCAAACUUGACACCCUUGUUACUUCUUUGUUGGCAUUUCCUUCUAUUGGCCCCACCUUCCCCACUUACCUUGCACAUGCAGAUACUUUAUGCUCAGUGCAAUCUACGAACAUCCUCUGUGGCCUUAAAAAGUUAUCUCUGAAACGCUCUGAAGGAGAGUUUGAUGAAAGGGUUCAGAGUUCAUACCCGACUCAGGAACAGCUACUAGUGAAUGCCUUAUUGUAUCUUCGAUGCCAUGUAUUGUCAAAGGGAGAGCUGGACCAGAAAUCUCUGCAGCUUUUCAGGCAUCUGUGUCAGGCAAUUAUAAACGAAUGGGAUGAACAGGAGCGCUGCACCCAGGAGCAGGAGGAGCAAGAAAGUCAUCUGUACAGAUACAGGAGUAAGAGCCAUGGAAUGGGGCGAAGUGAGGAAGAGGAGGAAGAGAGAGAAUUUAGGAGGAGAUUCCCUCUCUAUGAGAAGGACUUUGAAGAUAUCACAGCUCAGGCAAGUCUAGAGGAAAAAAUGGAAAAUGAAGAUGACUCAGAGGAUUUAGUAGCCACUGAAAUAACUCUCUUAUCCCAGAAUUCAAUGCAAACAGUGAUGAUGAUUCAUCAGCAGUUGUGCCUAAAAUUCGCACGGUCCCUGUGGUAUCAACAGAGCCUGCCCGCACAUCAAGCUAAACAUUAUUUCAGUGCAUUUCUUUCCAGCUAUCAGACUGGUGCUUUUCUAGUGGCACACUUCUAUCCCUUGAUAGGUGCUGAAAUGAAUGAUUAUCUUCUUGGCAGCCAGCUUUUAGUUGGCACUCUUCUCCACAAUACACUUUUUGAGGAAGUGACUUCAGAUCUCAUCAUACAACAAGAUGGCCCAUAUGACUUUUACCAGCACCCUAAUAUUCACCAAGUUCGACAAUGCCAGCCUGUACUCGAUAACUUUACUAAAGAAGUAAACAGGUUACUGCAAGAAUGGCCUGAACACCCUGCACUCAUGCAGCUAUUGGUUGUGAUGGACAGAAUCCGUAGCUUCCCACUCUCCAGUCCUCUCUCAAAGUUCCUGAAUGGCUUAGAGAUUCUGCUUGCAAAGUCACAGGACUGGGAGGAGAAUGCAAGUCGAGCUUUGUCUUUGCGGAGACAUCUUGAUUUGGUCACUCAGUUGAUUAUCCAGUGGCGUAGACUGGAGUUAAACUGCUGGUCGGUUAGUCUGGACAAUACUAUGAAGCGGCACACAGAAAAAUCCACAAAGCACUGGUUCUCAAUCCAUCAGAUGAUUGAAAAGUACAUGCAAGAGCAAACUGAGGGGAGCACAGGAGAAACCAAUGAGCAGCUGAGCUUAACAAUGCUGGUCCACACACUGCAAGCUUUUAUUGAAGGAUCUACCUUGGGGGAAUUUCAUACACGACUUCACACACUGUUGGUUUUCCACUGUCAUGUCCUGCUAAUACCUCAAGUAGAAGGAAAGGACGUGCUGUGCAGCAUUCUUUGGAACCUGUAUAAUUAUUACAAGCAGUUUUCAGAAUGUGUACAGGCCAGGAUCACUGAACUUCGUCAGCCUAUAGAAAAAGAACUUAAGGAGUUUGUGAAAAUUUCUAAGUGGAAUGAUGUCAGCUUCUGGGCUAUAAAACAGUCUGUGGAGAAGACACACAGGACCCUCUUUAAAUUCAUGAAGAAGUUUGAAUCUGUUCUGAAGGAGCCCUGUCAACCUGCCCUGGUUGAAAGUGAUAAAGAAGAAGCGCUAGACUGCUUGGAGAGGCAGGAAGAGUCUGAGAACCAAGAGACUAAAGUUCAAAGGUUGAACAGCAUACUAAGAAAAACUUUGUCUGCUAGAACAGACACUGCCCAGACUGUGCUCUCAGAAAAAUGCUGUGGUGGAGUUAUGUUUGAUACAGAAUCUCUUCAGUGUCGUUUGCCCAAGCUCACGAAGCGAAUGAAGAUGUUGUGUGCAACUCUUAUGAAGAAGAACUCAUUUCUAGACCGGGUGGAGAGUCUUGAGCAGUUUACAGGUGAUAUCAUUGCCUCUCUGCUUGAACUGCAGAACUUAACAGUUAAUCAGGCUGCCGAUAAGGAAAAGCAGAAGUCAGAGGUGAAACAUAUUCUUAUGCAGAAACAACGGGCCUUAUCAGAUCUCUUUAAAAGCCUUACUGAAACAGGUUUGUCAUAUCGAAAAGGCCUUGCUUGGUCUCGUUCAAAAGACCCUCAGGAUAUGCUUUGCCUGCACCCCUUGGAUUUACACAGUGCACUAGCCCUAGUCAACUGCACACAUGAAUUGGAUGCCAAGUUGCUGACAGAGAUUUCUUCUGUCUGGGAUGGAUGCCAAAAGUACUUCUAUCGAUCUCUUGCACGCCAUUCUAGGCUUCAGACAGCAUUAUUAGCACCUGCCAAGGAAAUUGGACUAGGUAGCAUUGAUAGAUGUAAAGGAUUCACUGCACACCUUAUGAAGACGCUUGUUAAGCAGAGGAGCUCACUCACUGCCUUGACAGAACAAUGGAUAAUACUGAGGAAUCUCCUGAGUUGUGUACAGGAGAUUGAUUCAAGGAUGAAUGUUACUAGAGACUAUAAUGUAGCCUUUCCUCCUCAAGAUAGUAUUCAGCAGUGGACUGAGAGACUGCAACAUCUUGCCAUGCAAUGUGUGAUGGUCAUUGAGCAGCUAUCUUGGUUUGUACAGUGCUGCCCAAAAGAACAGUCUUUAAUCUGUAGUCAUGGUGUAAGGAUGGAUAUGAAAACAAACAUUCCCCAGUGUAAAGGAGCGGAACAGAAUCUGGAAAAUGCCCAGAUGGGAAUACCUGAUCUAAUCCAAUCAGAGCUAAAAUACCUAUCUCCAGUGGCUGCAGAACAACUACCCUCUGGAUGCAGGAUGCAAAAACAGGAUCAGUUGUGGCAGCAGUUAUCUGCAAGAGUGACUGAGAUGCUCGCGGAGAUUAAGGCCGUGAAAGCAGAUAUAGACAGAAUAAGACAACAGUCCUGUGAGACCUUAUUUUAUUCCUGGAAAGAUUUUGAAGUUUGCAGUUCAGGGCUGAGCUGUUUGUUGAAAGUCUCAACUCAGUUGCAGAGCAUAGAGUCCUUAUAUGUUCUUCAAGGGAUGGAAGGUAGGAAGUCCACGAAGCAGAUGGCAUUAAUCAAAAGCCUAGAAUACAUCCAAGCGGAAGUUAAUAAAACUGCUGUAGACUUCACUAUCUGGAAAACCCAGCUUCUCGGUUUGACUUCAGACUGUGGUGGGAAUCAAGAAUCAGAUGAUGGGUUUGUAGAACAUUUCUCUGUGCAAGUAGAAACUGCCAUUCAUGUUGUCCUGUAUGCCAUCCAGUGUUUAACGGAGAGAAAACAGGAAAAAAGAAAGGAGAAAGAAAAAUGGUCAGAGGAAGAUGAGGAGGAGACCUCAGCUGACAGACUCAAGUCAGGGCUUUUAACUAAGCUCUUGGAUGAAGACCUCUUUGCUGAUGUGAGUUCUCUGCAUGUGCAGAAAAUAAUUUCUGCCAUUUCAGAACUCCUGGAAGGACUGAAAUCUUAUGGAGAGGAUUGCACAGCAGACAAACACAAGUUCUUCAAUCAAUCCUGCUACUUACUUGUGCGCCUAAUGCCCAUGCUUUCCAAGUAUUCAGAUCUUAUCUUGUUCUAUCUCAUUGUUUCCUUGGCAUCUCACAGAAGUACUGGGAAAUUGCUUUCUGUUCUAACCAGUAUAUUUACAGAGCUCACGCAAAAGGGAUUUUGUCUGCCAAAAGAAUUAAUGGAGGAUGCAGCAGGAGAGGGAGCAACAGAGUUCCAUGAUUAUGAGGGAGGUGGUAUUGGAGAUGGGGAAGGCAAGAAGGAUGUGAGUGACAAAAUAGAAAACGAAGACCAGGUGGAAGACACUUAUCAAAAAGGUCAAGAAAAGGAGAAGGAGGAUCCAGACUCCAAACCAGACAUUGAAGGAGAGGACAAUGCAAUUGAAAUGUCAGAGGACUUUGAAGGGAAAAUGCAUGAUGGGGAACAAGACAAGAAAGAAGACAGUGACAAAUCAGAUGAAGAUGAAGAGCUGGAUAAACAGAUGGGAAAUCUUGGUGAUGCUGAAGCUGAUAAACUGGAUGAGAGGCUCUGGGGUGAUGAUGAUGAAGAGGACAAUGACAAUGAUGCGAGUGAAACAGAAGAGUCUGGACCAGGAAUGGAUGAGGGUGAUUCCGAGCUUGUUGCAAAAGAUGGCAGCCUGGAUGCAGGUAAUAAAAAUGAUAAAAAGAAGCCAUCUAAGGAUGAAGAAAAAGAGGAGCUAGCAGAGGAUGGUGAAAAUAAAGAGAAAAUUCAUGAACAAAUAGAUGAGCGUGAAUAUGAUGAUAAUGAGGUGGAUCCCUAUCACGGUAAGCAAGAGAAGCAGCCUGAAGCUGAAGCUUUGGACCUUCCUGAUGACCUGAACUUAGAGAAUGAAGAGAGGAGCGAUGAGGACAAUGAAGGCGAAGAGGAAGAAAAUCCUUUUGAGAUAGAAGAGAAGCCAGUGGAUUUAGGUGAGGCUGAAAAUGGGGAAGAUAAGGAUGGAGAAGAUACUCAAGAUACAGACAGAGAUCCAGAGCCAACUGAAGGAGGCACCUCUGAAGAUAAAACAGAGGGUGAAGGUGAAGUGGGGGAAGAAGCUGAUGACCAAGAAGAAGGAAAUACAGAAAACUCUGAGGAAAAUGAAGAGGAGGAAACACAACCACUGACAGAAGAUAAAGAAUCAUCUGAAGAGGAGAGAGAGAAAAGGAUCCCGGCUGCUGACCAAGGCCUUCAACCUCAGGAAGGAGAGGAUGAAGAUACUCUGGAGAAGGAUGAGCAGUUACCUGAGUCUGUAGAGCGAAUGGAACAUGAAGCUCAUGGGCAGACAGGAGAAGAAAAUCUGCAGAGUGACAGUGCUGUUGAGCUGGCUGGAGCAGCUUCAGAGAAGGACCAGGCUAAAGAGGAACAUGGGAGUGGAGCUGCAGAUGCAAAUCAAACAGAAGGCCAUGAAUCCAACUUAAUGGCACGAUUGCCUUCUCAGAAACAAAGCAGAAAAAAUACACAGAGUUUUAAGAGGAAACCUGGUCAGGCUGACAAUGAGCGUUCAGUGGGGGAUCACAGUGAACAUGUCCACAAGCGACUGAGAACGAUAGAAUCCAGCAGUGAAGCCAAACAGAAUACAACUCAAUCUGAACAAAAUGUGGAAGAAGCUGAUGCGUUUGAACACAUUAAACAAGGCACUGAAUCCUACGAUGUACAAACUUAUGAUGUAGCUAGCAAGGAGCAGCAGAAACCUACUGUGCCUCUUGGUGAAGAGAAGGAAGAGGUGGUUUCUGAAGAUGCAGCCAUGGAGACAGAACUGCAGAACAAUGAAGAUCUCAAUGCUCUCAAUGCUGUAGACACAGAGGAGCUGAAGCCAGAAGUAAAGAAGUCUAGUGCCACUAAAACCCUUGGGUCUGAUGAAGUGGAGUUGGAAAUCCAGGCUUUCAACUCUGAGGAGAUCAAAGAUGCUACAGCAGACAAACCGCCAAAGGUGCCAGAAGAGGAACCAGAAAGAAACCAAGACUCUACUAUACAUACGGCCCAUCAAUUUUUGAUGGACACCACGGUCCUGCACGUAAUUAAAGAUCCCGAAGAGUUGAGACAGGAACUGGAAAAGCAACUGGAAGCUUGGCAAACUCAGCAAUCUGGAAACCCAGAUGAGGAAAAGACGGCAGCUGAGAUGUGGCAGAGAUAUUUAGCACUGACCACUCCUCUUUCACAACAGCUUUGUGAGCAGCUACGACUCAUACUUGAACCCACUCAGGCAGCCAAGUUGAAAGGUGAUUACAGAACAGGAAAAAGACUGAAUAUGCGCAAAGUGAUUCCAUAUAUUGCCAGUCAGUUCCGAAAGGAUAAGAUCUGGUUGCGAAGAACCAAACCCAGCAAACGUCAGUACCAGAUUUGCUUGGCCAUUGAUGAUUCAUCUAGUAUGAUAGACAACCACUCAAAACAGCUUGCAUAUGAAUCCCUGGCAGUGAUUGGAAAUGCAUUGUCUCUUCUAGAAGUGGGGCAGAUUGCUGUAUGUAGCUUUGGUGAGACAGUUCAACUUCUGCACCCAUUCCAUGAACCAUUCAGUGACCAGUCAGGAACACGGAUAUUACGCCUCUGCAAAUUUCAACAAAAGAAAACUAAGAUAGCUCAGUUUCUAGAAUCAUCAGCAAAUAUGUUUGCUGCAGCACAGCAGUUGUCUCAAAAUAUCAAUCCAGAAACCGCUCAGCUGCUCUUGAUAGUAUCUGAUGGAAGAGGCCUUUUCCUAGAAGGCAAGGAACGAGUCACAGCAGCAGUUCAGGCUGCUCAGAAUGCCAAUAUCUUUGUCAUUUUUGUCGUAUUAGACAAUCCUAAUUCCCGGGAUUCCAUCUUGGACAUUAAAGUACCUGUAUUUAAAGAGCCCGGAGAAAUGCCUGAAAUCAGAUCUUACAUGGAAGAGUUCCCAUUCCCAUUCUACAUAAUCCUCAGAGAUGUGAAUGCCCUCCCAGAAACUCUCAGUGAUGCGCUGCGACAGUGGUUUGAACUGGUGACUGCCUCGGAGAGUCUAUAGAAUUUAUAAAGCAAGUAAACCUCUGAUUGCUGCUAAAUUACUUAAGUGUGACUGCAUUUCAUCAGUGAUUUUAUGAGAUCUCUCUAUGGCAGGAUCUACGUGCAGGAACUGCCUUCUGAUAUUCAGACAGCCUAGAAAAGAAAUGCUUUAGGUGUGCUCUCCCUCAUUUGCUAGAGCAGGAGACUAUGCAAUGGUGAAAGACUGUACUCACUUAUUUGCCUAUCCCUAUAACAAUGCAAACCUUCUACCACCACUGUUGUAAUUUAUUAUUUUUAAACUUUAUUUGGAAUGUUCUUAUCAUUGAAGGGGGGAAGUAGUCUUGUUUCUGGGAAGGAACUUCUUGUAUUGGAAGAACUUGAACAGUCUUGGAACUGUUUUAGCUGAACCCAUGGUGGUGGUACAUGUGGGUGUGAAAAGGAUGGGUUUACACAACCAAAAUAUAAGUACUUGAAUACUUAAAACUGUGUUUUGUGGUUAAACACAUCCUAUUUAAUAUAUGUUGCUGGUUGUUGGAUAAUGCCUGCAGGGUAUUUUUAUGAAACAUGCCAUGAUAUGAUCUUCCCUGUAUUAUCACUUUACACUGUGAAGUUUGCCCCUCUGUCCAAGGCAGACAUUAAAGACACAUUUAGUCAAGUGUCUUAAAGAUUGUACAUGACUUUUUUCAUUGCAAAAGCUAUGCAUCUUAUUGUCUGUACUAAUAAAAAGGUGUACCAUUGUUUG
Chelonoidis abingdonii (Abingdon island giant tortoise) is the source of this 17170-nucleotide messenger RNA. The record is from RefSeq and is a predicted model, not a curated record. Lineage: Eukaryota; Metazoa; Chordata; Testudines; Testudinidae.